AUGGGAAAUGUAAUUAUCUUCAAAGUCGUUAGUUUACCUCCAAUAAUUCACUCAAUAGAGAUGGGAAAGGUUGCAGUUUUUGUUUUCGUUGCUCUCUCAGUCCUGGCUCUAGUUCUUGGGUUAGCCCAGAGCUUCGAGUUCGAAGCGAGGGAGCUUGAGACAAAAGACAGUCUGUGGGAGUUGUAUGAGAGGUGGACCAAACAUUUCAAGGUUUCUCGAGACCCCUCUGAGAAGCAAAUGCGUUUGAGUUUGUUCAAAGAUAAGGCAAACUACGUUCAUGAAUUCAAUAAUAAGAAGGAUAGAACCUCAUACGAGUUGGAGCUGAACAUAUUCAGUGAUAUGACUGAGCUCGAGGUCAAGGAAUUUGUUACUUGCUAUGAUUCGAGUUAUGAUAAGAGAGAUAUGCACCACCAUCGCCACCACCACCACCACCAGAGAGGCCUUACAAUCCCAUCCUCUAUUGAUUGGAGGGCCGAAGGAGCCGUCACCUCCGUCAAGUACCAAGGCAGAUGUGGUUCUUGCUGGGCUUUUUCGGCAGUCGCUGCCAUUGAGGGCUUAAACAAAAUCAAGAACCAAAGCCUAGUGGUCCUUUCUGAGCAACAGAUAAUCGAUUGCAAUAAAGCUAGCUACGCUUGCUGUGGAGGGUGGUACAGUAAUUCAUUUCAGAACAUCAUCACGUAUAAUGGGUUAACCACAGAGACCAACUAUCCCUAUACAUGCGAGUAUGUGUCUUGUGACAAUGGAACAAACGCCAAUCUCACUUGUAAGCCCUUAGAGAUAGUUCCUCCUUUGGUUACAAUUACAGACUAUGGAUGGGUAGAUUCAAACAAUGAGUCUGCCUUAAAAGAAGCUGUUGCGAUCCAACCAAUAUCCGUGGCCAUUGAUUCUUCAGGUGCUGACUUCCAAGGUUAUAAAGAAGGCAUAUUUGUGGGACCCUGUGGCACAGAGACCAAUCAUGCAGUGACGAUUGUGGGCUAUGGUACUGAUACUGUUGGAACUGGAUAUGAUUAUUGGAUCGUGAAGAACUCAUGGGGAACUACUUGGGGAGACCAAGGUUACAUUUAUAUGCGGCGUGGUAUCUCCGCCAAAGAGGGACUUUGUGGCAUAGCCCAGUAUCCUGCUUAUCCCAUCAAAUGAUCUACUACCUAUCUCAAGAGUGAAGGGGACAUACAUCUGGUAUGUUAUGUAAUGGAAUGUAUGAAUAAAUCUAGCACACUUGGGCCUUGGCCUGAUGGUUUGGAGUGCAUGGUGCUUGAUUUGCACCAAUUUCUUUGUUUUUCAAGAAGUGUGGCCUUGUGCCC
This is a messenger RNA of Macadamia integrifolia, 1301 nucleotides long. Its product is annotated as ervatamin-B-like. The record is from RefSeq and is a predicted model, not a curated record. Lineage: Eukaryota; Viridiplantae; Streptophyta; Magnoliopsida; Proteales; Proteaceae. Gene Ontology annotation, molecular function: cysteine-type endopeptidase activity. Gene Ontology annotation, cellular component: lysosome. The coding region runs from base 1 to 1137 and encodes 378 amino acids. The transcript is spliced from 5 exons.